AUGUUGGUCAUGAUUGCUGUGAGUACGAUGGUUGCAACUUCGAGACAUCUCUACGCUUUUGGGCGAGACCGAGCCCUCUUCUACUCCUCUUCCAUUGGGGGAGUCCACCCGAAGCUGAAGGUCCCAUUGAACUCCAUUGUGAUGACCGUGAUGAUCACCAGCUUCCUUUCGCUCGUCACCUAUCCAACUGGGAGCUCACUGCACACCAUCAUGGGCCUCUCUACCGCAUGUUUCAUGGCAUCAUACAUGGUCUCACUGACCUGCCUCAUCCGAAAAAGGCUAUUGCAAGAAGACUUACCAGCCGCGCGGUGGUCGUUGGGCCGCACUGGUCUUGGAAUCAAUUGCAUCGCCCUUGUAUACGCCACCUGGGCUCUAUUCUGGUCAUUCUGGCCGACUCAGUAUGUCGUCAGCCCGAAGAACUUCAACUACGCGGGACCACUGUUCCUACUCCCUAUCUGCUGUGCUCUAGCAUUGUACACGGUCCRCAUAUUCAAGGAGUCAAGAACCAUGAAGUUUUGA
This is a messenger RNA of Ramularia collo-cygni, 519 nucleotides long. RefSeq lists its product as uncharacterized. Bases 1 to 519 code for a protein of 172 amino acids. Gene Ontology annotation, molecular function: transmembrane transporter activity. The transcript has 2 exons. Lineage: Eukaryota; Fungi; Ascomycota; Dothideomycetes; Mycosphaerellales; Mycosphaerellaceae. The record is from RefSeq and is a predicted model, not a curated record. Gene Ontology annotation, cellular component: membrane. Gene Ontology annotation, biological process: transmembrane transport.